UAGCAGUGGGGAAACACUCUUUUCACGCCACUUCGAUACCGAAGUGACUUCUUCGUAGCAGGUUAGAAUUUACGCUGCAGGUUAGGAGAACGAAUUUAGCAUGUUAGGAAACUGGAGAAGGUGAUGUCGUAAAGCAGAAAGUGUCGUAAACCAGGUGCAGAGGAGGGAGGGAGGGAGGUGGAGUGGAGAGAGGAGUGGGGUACGGGGGGAGGUGGCGAGAGAGGAGGUGACUCGCCCCGGCAGGCAUUAUUCAGACAGAGCGAAAGGAUCAUGGCGGAUGGCCCCAGGUGUAAGCGCAGAAAACAGGCGAACCCGAAGAGGAAUAACGUAACAAAUUACAACAAUGUUGUGGAGGCCCAGUCAGACUCUGAUGAUGAGGACAAGCUACACAUAGUGGAGGAAGACCCUGAUGGUGACAGCACGGUGCCAGAAGACACCUCAGUAGUAUUAACCCAGAACGGUACAGAGACUCACCAAGACACCUGGGAUGGAGUGAAGGAGGACUGUGGCUCUGAAGAGGAGGAUGAGGAGGAAGGGGAAGAGGGGGAGGAGGGGGGUAAGGAUGCCCUGGUAGAGGAGAUGCUACAGUUGGGGGAUACAGCGGUCAUCUACCCCGAAGCUCCAGAGGACGAGCAGAAGAGCAUGCCUGAGAGACGGGUCCCAGACGAGAAUGGCACGCCAGACGCUCUUUCCCAGCUCCUGACCUGCCCGUACUGCUCGCGGGGCUACAAACGCUGCACUGCCCUGAAGGAGCACAUCAAGCUGCGCCACGAGAAGAGUGAGGACAACUUCAGCUGCUCCCAGUGCAGCUACACCUUCGCCUACCGCACACAGCUGGACCGUCAUAUGACCCAACACAAGACUCAACACAAGGAACCUGUACAGCGCCACAUGCCCCAAACCACGACAACAACAGGGGGGAAUAGGAAGUUCAUGUGUACAGAGUGUUCCAAGGCUUUUAAAUACAAGCACCACCUGAAGGAGCACCUGCGUAUUCACAGCGGAGAGAAGCCAUACGAGUGCCCCAAUUGUAAGAAGCGAUUUUCCCACUCCGGGUCCUACAGCUCCCACAUCAGCAGUAAGAAGUGUGUUGGCAUGGUGCCUGUCAACGGUACCCCCCGACCAGUCAUGAAGGCCUCCCAGACCCCCACCACCCAGAACCAGCUUUCCGGCACUGCCCCCGUAGCCCCUACCCGACUGCUCCUCCGGGGGGAGAAGACAGAUGGCAAGCCCCUUCAGGAGCAGCUCCCCGUCAACCAGAUCAAAUCAGAGCCGGUGGAAUAUGAGUACAAGCCGGUGGCGGUGGGGCCUAACGGGGCAGCAGGGACUAACGGGACAGUGUUUACCGGUGGCAUGGCGGUACCCCAGGGCACGGUCCAAGCGGUGGUACUGCCCACCGUUGGUUUGAUGUCUCCUAUCAGUAUUAAUCUCAGCGACCUGCAGAACGUACUCAAGGUGGCCAUGGAUGGGAACGUGUUUCGCCAGGUGCUGGGGACGGCCAACGGGCUGGUGACGUCCAAGCAGGGGGUGGUGGGGCAGGCUGGGCAGCAGGUCAUCUCAGCCAUCAGCCUCCCUGGCUUCGUGGACCAAGACGGAACCACCAAGAUCAUUAUUAACUACACCCUGGAGCCCAGCUUGGCCCAACAGCCCAGCGCACCUCAGCUCCUCAAGAAGGAACCUCUCCCUGCCCCCACCACCACAAACACACAGCCAGCCUCCAAAGUAACAGAGAAACUCAUCCAGGACCUCAGCAUCAUCAAGACCGAGCAGCCCGACUCUGAGUCUGAGAAGGAGAUGGAGAAAGAGGAGGCUCCGACCGAGGCAGAGGCAGAGCAGAGUAAGGAGGGUGAAACACCAAAGGCCCAGACAGGCAAGACAACAUGUCUGCUGUGUGAUGACUGUCCUGGUGGUUUGGAUGCACUACACAUGCUCCAGCACUGUAAACCUACCAAUGGGGAGGGGGGUGACGGCAGCCCCCUGGACCCCUCUAUCGCCGCCCUGCUGGCAGAAGCAGGGAUAACACCAGGCCAGCCCCCUCUGAAGAACCUGCUCUCCCUCCUCAAGGCCUACUUUGCCUUAAACGCAGAGCCCACCGAGGAAGAGCUGGCCAAGAUCUCUGACAACGUCAGCUUGCCCGUGGACAUAGUCAAGAAAUGGUUUGAGAAGAUGCAGUCCGGUCAGAUUACUGUCGAGCCCCCUGGUUCCUCUUCCCCUCUACCUUCAACAGGUCCUAGCACAGAGACCCAGGCGGCCCAAGAGAAGAGCGGAGAGCAGACAGAGGAGCAACUCGCCUCGGCCCAAACCCAGGAGACAUCAUCUUCCCAACCUCCCAACAGUUCCCCUGCCUCGACCUCCGCCUCCCCCUUGGUCUCAGCCUUGGCUCCCUCACCACUAAACCUCUCCUCCAGCGGCCGGGUCAUCGUGAAAACGGAGGAGGACUCAGAGGGCGAGUCUCAAGAUCUUCCCCUGGACCUGUCCCUUCCCAAGCAGCCCCAAUCAGAGCCCCAGGUCCCCCAUGUCCCCCAGGAGCAACCCCUCAACCUCACCUGUUUGAAGAAGGAAACGUCCCAGCCCCAGCUCCAGGCCCAGCUCCAACCCCAGCUCCCAGGGUUCCAAACCCAGCUCCAGUCCCAGCUCCAACCCCAGCUCCAGGCCCAGAUCCAGGCCCAGCUCCAACCCCAGCUCCAGGCCCAGCUCCAACCCCAGCUCCCAGGGUUCCAAACCCAGCUCCAGGCUCAGGGAACCACCAACACCAUCUACGUCACUUCCCCCCCGCAGAUGGCCACUUCCAGCCCGGUUAACAUCAUGACCACCCAGCUAGUAGCCAUCACCAACCAGGGCAGCGGUGUGCCCUGUCUCAGGGCCAUCUCCACUGGCACCACCAAACGGACUAUCCUCAUCCCCCAGCUUACCUACACAUACACCACUAAAGCAGGCAGCAACGCCACUGGGGCCGACGGAGCCCAGAAGACCGUCAUACUCAACGGCUGCCAGGAGGAGGAGAAGGCUGACACCAGUUCAGAGAGCGUGUCGGCGGUAGAGGAGCAGAACGACUCGGACUCAGCCCCUCCACAGAAGAAGAUGCGUCGGCUGGAGAGUGGCAUGUAUGCCUGUGACCUAUGUGACAAGAUCUUCCAGAAGAGCAGCUCCCUGCUCAGGCAUAAAUACGAACACACAGGAAAACGUCCACACGAGUGUGGCAUCUGCAACAAAGCCUUCAAACACAAGCACCACUUGAUAGAGCACACGCGUCUGCACUCCGGAGAGAAGCCCUACCGGUGUGACAAGUGUGGCAAGUGUUUCUCCCAUUCCGGCUCCUACUCCCAGCACAUGAACCACCGAUACUCAUACUGCAAGAAGGAGCCCCAAGGAGAUCAUCAGGUGGGGCGUCGGCUCAGGAUGACCCCCGAAAUGAGCUCCCAAGCAGAGGAGCAGCAGUCAGAUAGCCGGCCCACCUCCCCUCCCUCCCAACUGGACUCAGACGAGAGGGAGAGUGAGGAGGAGCUGGAGGAAGAGGAAGGAGAGGAGGAAGGCAUGGAAGCCAUGAGCAUGGACGACAUACGGGUGGUGCAGGUGGGCGAGGAUGAUGAAGAGAGUGAAAUCUAUGAGGUGGAGGAGUUUGAAGGGGUGAGGCAAGAGGAGGAGGAAGAAGGGAGCAGAGAGGAGGAGGCACAGCAGGAAGAGGAGGAGGGACAGCAGGAAGAGGAGGAGGCACAGCAGGAAGAGGAGGAGGAAGAAGGGAGCAGAGAGGAGGAGGCACAGCAGGAAGAGGAGGAGGGACAGCAGGAAGAGGAGGAGGCACAGCAGGAAGAGGAGGAGGCACAGCAGGAAAAGGAGGAGGAAGAAGGGAGCAGAGAGGAGGAGGCACAGCAGGAAGAGGAGGAGGGACAGCAGGAAAAUAAGGAGGAAGGGAGGAGAGAGGAAGAGAAGUCUGUACAGCAGGAGCAGGUGUGUGAGGAAGAGGAGGAAGGGAGAAGAGAGGAGGAGGAAGAAGGGAGGAGAGAGGAGGAGGCACACCAGAAGGAGGGGGAGGAAGAGGAAUGGAGGAGAGAGGAAGAGAGCAGAGAGGAGUCUGUACAGCAGGAGAAAGAUGUGUAUGAGAAAGAGGAGGAGGAGGAGAUGGAGGUACAGGUGAUGGGAGAUGGGGAGGGGGAGGAAGGAGAGGCAGAGAAGGAAACUGUGGUAACAGAGGAGGCUAAGGAAACAGAGGACAAAGAACCGCAUGUGGACAAGGAGAACAUUACAGAAACAUUAGAAAAUGGACAGAAAGAAACAGAGGAAAACAAGAUGAACAGUGAAUGAAAAAUACAUUUUGUGUUGAAAAUGUCAAAUAGCAGGACAGGAAAAUAUUGUCUUGUUGUCAAAAGAAGAAACAAAACAAACAUGGCUGCCAUGUUGAUGCUGUGUUGUCGGUCCACUACUGUGUUCAAACCCAGGUGUGCCUGAACUAGACAAAAAAAGAAGUGACUUUUAUUUGUGGAAAAGAAUCAGUGUUACUUAGACCUUGUUUAUAGAAGUAUUAUACAUUUGAAAAGAAUGAAGAAAAAAAACCCAUGGACAUUUGUUACUGAGAGUGAGACAUCCGAUCCCAGGUCAUUUCUGUUUGUCAGUGUUAUUACUCAUUUUGCAGCUCAUGUUUGAACCUUUUAACCUGUACAGUUGAAGAAAGAUUUCUAUACCUUUUUAUUGCCAAAUGAUGGUGUUUGCUAAAAUCAGUAUUUUAUUGAGUUGUAAAAAAACAAAACAUCUGCACUACAGUAUUCCUGGUUUACCUAUGGAUAAAACAUGCCUCAUGAUGUGUUGUUCACCCUUUAGUAUGAUUAUGUACACACUAGCUAUAGAUCUUCUUUAUGUUAGCUAACCUUAGCAUAGCAUUUUGUUUUAAGUUGGAUUGUUAGCCUUAAGAAGAAAAGAGGAUUCUGGGGUAUGGGUGGGAAGGGGUUAGCCUGAGUGCUGAGUCUGUUUGUUCUAUCAUGUUAACUCCUUGUCACUCAUUGUCUUGCCAUGCUUGGCUUGUCAAGGACAGCAAUGGAAUUGGCAAGAGCACAAACAGAUCUGGGACCAGGCUAGGGAGAGUGAGAGGGUGAGAGGGUGGGGAUGAUGAUGUGGCAUCUGAUGCCAUAACCAAACUGUCCUAUCAGGGAAGGUGUCACAACCUCAAAUCCAGCAUUCUUACCAUGCUCCUCCUUGGUCGCACCCCAAUAAUCUCUCCUUCCUGAAGUGUGCACUUGUUUACUACUCCCCACGAAUUGAAAAGCAUGGUGUAGGCAUGGGCUAAACUACAAGAAGUUUCCACAAUAUUUGGUAUACUAGUCAUUUCCUUUCAAAUCCAUGAAGGGAAGAGAACAAGUGCGCACGUUUGGAGAAAGGUUUGAUUAUUGGGACACCCCUUGUUUUCGGUUAGGUUAGUUGUUAAUCAAUGAUCAUCAGUGUUAUAGGGUCAUAUGAAGCAGGAGGGGGGCAGUUCUGCAUUGUACCCCACCCCAAUGCCUCCAGCCUUAUGCAAGACCAGUCCUGCGUGCUGUAAGUGCCAUUGAACAGUGUUAUUUUUACUUCACGGAUGUAGCCAGUACAUCUUUCAAUCUGCGCAAGGCCCAUAUUGAAUAAUGUUUGUUUAAUUGCUUGGACACAUAUUUUUUUGUUAAAUAGUGCUUCAUCCCAAAUGGCACCAUAUUCUCUAUUGGUGCACUAUAGGGCUCUGGUCCAAAGUACUAUACUAUGUAGGGAAAAAGUGGCCAUUUGGGACGCGGACAAUAGCACGAAUAAGGAAUCUUUCAUGUGACAAAGUGACAAAGAGAAUAAGAUGGAUGGGAAAGGUUUUUACUGUGUUUAAGGGGAUUUUCCUGUGUUGGAGCGUCAGCCAUUAUUAAUUGAGUGCACUUGUUUUAAAAAAUGGUGGCAAACUAACCCUCACUUCAGGUAACAAAUGUUAGUGAAUAUGGUCCCUGUGUUUUAUGACGUGUUUCAGUUGAUUUGACCUAACAGUGUUACUUCAUUAUUUUUCAGUUUGGCUUUAGUAUUUUUCAUGUGUGCAUUUGGCAGUAUUAGUACCCUUGUCACUGAUGAAAGUGUACCUAUUUAGUUUUUAGAGGACUUUUUAUAUUUAUGUGUCUUAUUUUUAUAUUUCUUUAUGGUUAUUUAUUACACACAUUGUAGUGUACAAUACUGUAGUUUGAAUUGAUACAAUAAUAAUAUAUUUUAGUAUGAAAAAUGAUUUGAAGGUCAAUGAAUCCAGAGCGGUCUGAAGUACAGCUCUAGGAGUCAUGAAGUUUGUUUUCAAAAAAGCAACCUGAAGUAUUACGUCAACAUGAUGUCUGUUUAAGCUGUAAAAAAAAAAGAACAAGAAAAGACACAAAUGAAGAGAGAAAUGAAAAGUGUUCCAUGUGCAUCCAUCAUCAGACGAGUUGGUUAGACUGACCUUGUCCUUAAUUUGAUAUGAAUCUACUGAAAACUAACUGUGUGACUAAAUGCAUGAGUCCUCGCUGUUGUUAUGAAGAUAUACGUAACUCCCUUUUUUUUGUCAACAUACUCUUUUUCUUUCAGUUUUGUGCCAAUUUGUUACAUUGUUGUUAUAUGUCAGAGGCUACACUUUGUUUUAUACAUUUCCUGUUUAAUCUGUCUGUUUUUAUAGUUGUUUUUUUAUGACCCCACCAUCACAAUAAAAUACAAGAAAGCGUU
Molecule: messenger RNA, 6678 nt
Organism: Oncorhynchus kisutch (coho salmon)
Lineage: Eukaryota; Metazoa; Chordata; Actinopteri; Salmoniformes; Salmonidae
Product: zinc finger E-box-binding homeobox 1-like
Exons: 9
Coding region: 271-4302 (1343 amino acids)
Biological process (GO): regulation of transcription by RNA polymerase II; anatomical structure development
Molecular function (GO): RNA polymerase II cis-regulatory region sequence-specific DNA binding; DNA-binding transcription factor activity, RNA polymerase II-specific
Source: RefSeq, a predicted model, not a curated record